Molecule: messenger RNA, 2193 nt
Organism: Scedosporium apiospermum
Lineage: Eukaryota; Fungi; Ascomycota; Sordariomycetes; Microascales; Microascaceae
Exons: 3
Coding region: 1-2193 (730 amino acids)
Biological process (GO): transmembrane transport
Cellular component (GO): membrane
Source: RefSeq, a predicted model, not a curated record
AUGGCUGAGAGCUCGUCCGACAAGCUUGACACCAGUAGGAUCACUGAGUGGAGGUCAAUUGUGACCUUGGUCUUGUUCGUACUGACCAAUGUGAACGUUCUUUUCCCGUUCCAUAUCCCUUUAUACGUUCCGCGAUGGUUUGCGAAUGGGAUUCUGGACUUCUUAAGCGCGUUGAGGAUAAUAUCGCCGCGGCGAAAUCAACGCGCUGAUGAUGACGAUGACGACCACGGGAACGGCAAGGUGAAGCCCUUUGUGAGGCUUAACUUUCCCAUGAAUUUUGUCACAGCGCCGCUGAUUGCCGACUUGUUCCUCCUCGCCAUCUCCGCCAUCGGCCGCGACGAGGUCCGCGGCGGCACCAUUGGCGCCGACCACAUCUCGCCCAUCGAUAUUAUGAUUUUCUUCAUCUCGUUGGCUUACAUUGCCAUUUCCAUCGACGCAUCGGGACUGAUUCGCUGGCUGGCCUACAAAGUUCUCCUGUGGGGAGGGAAAAGCGGCCAUAGGCUCUUCUUCUACCUCUACUCUUUCUUCGCGCUCCUGGGCAGCUUCAUCGGCAAUGACCCCAUCAUUCUUUCUGGCACUCCCUUCCUCGCUUACAUGACGCGAGUCUCGAGCAACAUCGAGCACCCAAGAGCCUGGAUCUUCACUCAGUUCGCCAUCGCCAAUAUCGUCUCGGCGAUCCUCGUCUCGUCUAAUCCGACCAACCUCGUCCUCGCCGGCGCAUUCCAGAUCAGAUUCGUCGACUAUACCGUCAACAUGAUCGUCCCCGUUGUUAUUACCGUCGUCGCCCUCUUCCCAUGCCUCCUGUACGUCAUAUUUCGAAAGGAAAAGCUCAUCCCGAAAUCCAUCACCAUGCACGAGCUCCCCGAAGAGAUGCGCGCCGAGCCGCCCAAAAACCCGUGCAUCCCCUAUGCCAGGGGUGCUGUCGAGGAAGAAGAAGACAUCCACGCCAACGACAGCAAGGGCAAACUCCUCGAACUCGCCGAGAUCAUGCAUCCGUACCUCGACAAGAAGGGCGCCGCGUUCGGAGGCUUGGUCAUGGCGGCUACCCUCAUAACCGUCCUGGUGCUGAAUGCCGUGAAGCCGACGGAUGGGGAAUUGCCCGUUUUCUGGAUCACGCUGCCGGCUGCUGUGGUUAUGUUUUGCUGGGACGUGGCGUCCGGGUGGAUCCAUCGGAAGCAGACUCGCGAGAUUGCGAGGAGUGGGCGCCUGGAGCUAGAGGAAGCUCGUGCUGAACGUGCGCUGUUAAGCAGGUCAGAUCCUGACCCAGAGAAGGAGACAGACGGCCAACAGGGGCAGCGGAAAGACGAAGGCGAAGUACACCCUUGUCGGCCGUCGGAGAUGCAUGCCCAAUCGCCGUCCCUGACAGGUGAUAGUAAAAUCCACAUGCCCAUGUCCCACGACCGCUCUUUGACAAGCACACAAACAACCAUCUUCGCCGACGUUGAAGGAGUGAAAGGAGACGCAUCCACGAAAGCCGCGACGGGUCUAUCCAGCGACACGAUUACAGAAAGCAAAAGACCGCAACAGCAACAAACAACCGACCUCGAAAACGGGCAACACCAAGCAAACGAGGAGCAGGAGAAGCAACCGGCAACGCUUACCUCCCUUGUCUCCGAUGCAUGGGCCUCUUCCCGCGAAACCUUUCCCACCGCCACUUUUGUCCUAUCACACCUUCCCCUGGCCCUUGUCCCUUUUUCCUUCGCUAUGUUCGUCCUCGUCCAGGCCCUCGUCACAAAAGGCUGGGUCCCUGUUUUCGCGCACGGUUGGGACCACUGGGUCCGUGCAACCGGUACUGUCGGCGCUGUCGCCGGCAUGGGCUUCGUCUCUGUGGUGCUCUGCAACUUCGCUGGCACAAACAUCGGCACAACAAUCCUCAUCUGCCGCGUCCUCCAAUCUUGGCAAGCCAUCCACGCCACUUCCACCUCCCCGCCCAUCUCGGACCGCACCUUCUGGGCAACAGUCUACAGCAUGGCCCUCGGCGUAAACUACGGCGCCUUCAGCACCGCCUUCAGCGCCUCUCUCGCGGGGCUCCUCUGGCGCGACAUCCUCGGCCGCAAGCACAUCCACGUGCGUGCCAGGGACUUUGCGCGCUACAACGUGCCCAUCAUCUCGGUCUCCAUGAUCAUCGGAUGCGCCGUUUUGAUCGGCGAGGUGUACAUCAUGAGGGGGACGGAGCCGUAUUCUGUUGAAUGA